Molecule: messenger RNA, 1293 nt
Organism: Cylicocyclus nassatus
Lineage: Eukaryota; Metazoa; Nematoda; Chromadorea; Rhabditida; Strongylidae
Source: the annotation of a GenBank genome assembly
AUGGAUAACUGUAAUCACUUCUUCAGUUUCUACCCACCACGCAUAGCAACUGGUCUGCUAACGCUUUUAGUAAUGCGCGUAAUCUACAUCAUUAAAGCUCUACAAAUCAUCGUGGCUGUCGUGGUGCUAUUCCGUCUCAUAAAUGUUGGCAAAUUCUGUGAAAAUCGUCAAGUUACCUCUCGUAGCGAAUGUCUAGGUACUAUGAAGCUUGCAAUACCACCUUUGAAUACGGACCUGAGUUUACGUGACGCUGAAAAAAGUGUGAAGACCGCUGAGCCAAAUCGACACCCAAGAAUGAGUCCGGUAUUGACAAAGAAGGAUCAGAGUCUAGAAGAAGCACAUGAAGAGAAUCUCAGACGCCGCAAAGGCCAACUGAAUGUGAUGGAGCAGCCCGACCUUGUCAGUACACCGAAACCUGCAGCAGAAUCGAAGUCAGCCUCACACUCUAAACAGCCUGCUCUUAGUCCCCAAGCACUACCAGUAAUGUGGAACAAGGCUGAGUCAUUCCCAGCAGAAAAGUCUCAUGAACAAGCUACCGUACUAAAGACAACUGGGAAAGCCCAAAAGGAGCAUGCACCAGCUAAAAGAGAUCUCAAAGAAGUAAAGGAGGAGACGAAUGUGAAAGAGCACAAGCAGGAGGAGCUUAAGAAGGAAGUAAAGGAGAAAGAGUCUAGUGUAAAGGCGAAGUCUCAAGAAGACACGAAUAAAGUGACCUCGAAGAGCUCAAGCACCAAGACAACUAAGAAAGUCAAGCCUGAGUACGAGAAAAGAGCUCUCAGACUUGAAAAUAAUAUCGUGAAUUGCUUACAGAUCUCGAGCCCCGAUCUUUUCGGUUUUGGCAGCAUUGGUCUAUCGCAGACGAACGCUUAUCGAGUCUGUAUCGUUUGCCUUGUGGUCAGCAUAUUUGGCAUAGCCCUCAGCGUCCUACACCAUUACAUAAAUCUUGCUCCACCUCCAAGAUGCCGGGUACUUAUCGAAAGCAUUUGCCAAAUUGCUUUGUUUGGUGUCUGCUCCUUUGCGCUGUUCUUGAUUCGUCACGAAUGGGAAAAUGAUUGGAGCAACGUGAGCGGAGGAACAUUCGAGCCUGACUAUCCGUCUUCUUGGUUUUGUUCGGAGCUUAUCUGCUAUGUGAUGAUCGUGGCCUUUUUGUUGGAAUCGUUCUUCUAUGACUAUGCUUUUUGCAAAGUCAGAGUUGAAGAAAGCCUUGGCAGCUAUACGAUGGUUGAUAGACCUGAAUACUUCAAUUCAAUCUAUGGCACUACUCUGGAGCCAACUGAAGAUAAUGAGCUCUAA